Molecule: messenger RNA, 3530 nt
Organism: Brienomyrus brachyistius
Lineage: Eukaryota; Metazoa; Chordata; Actinopteri; Osteoglossiformes; Mormyridae
Gene: gse1b
Product: Gse1 coiled-coil protein b
Source: RefSeq, a predicted model, not a curated record
UCCAUCAGCAGUGAAUCUUUCCCCUGUCUCGUCCCCAGCCACCAAUCACAGCUCGCCGGUCAGCACGCCCAAGCGGGGGCCUAUGGGCCCCAUCAUAGUGCCGCCGGGGGGCCACACCGUGCCAAGCACCCCGCCUGUGGUCACCAUUGCCCCCACCAAGACCGUCAAUGGGCUAUGGAGGAGCGAGAGCCGGCAGGCUGAUUCUGGGCCUCGGGGGGCGUCCCGGGACCGUCUAGGCACAGAGCCCGCCCUGGCCCAGGAGAAGGGGGGGCCCUCCGUGCCUGCCCACCUGAUCGGAAACCCCUACGCCUUUGGCCUGGCCCCCGGAUCCGUCGUACAGGACUCCCGAUUCCAGCCACUGAACCUGCCUCGGCAGAUUUCCCACGUGGCGCCCCCUGCAGGCGUCCCGGAGGAGUACCUGCGCAGCUUCAGGCCCUAUGCCACAGCGGAGGAGCUGCGCAUGUCCUCGCUGCCCCUGGGCCUGGACCCCGCCACGGCUGCAGCUGCUGCCGCCGCAUACUAUCAUCCCGGCUACCUGCCCCACCCCUCAUUCUCCGCAUACAGGAUGGAUGACUCGUUCUGCCUGUCCUCACUGCGCUCGCCUUUCUAUCCCCUGGCAGCGGGGGGCGCCCUGCCAUCCCUGCACCACUCCGCCAUGCACAUGCACCUGCCCGGAAUGCGUUAUCCGGGAGACCUGGCAGCCCUGCAGUCUGAGAGGCUCCAGAUGGAAGAUGAGCUACGACUGCGUGAGCGGGAACGUGAGCGGGAACGUGAGCGGGAGAAGGAGAGAGAGCGCGAGGCUGAGCGGGAGCGAGAGCGAGAACGAGAGCGGGAGCGGGAGCGUGAGAAGGAACUGGAGCGGGAGCGGGAGAGAGAGCGAGAACGGGAGCGGGAGCGGGAGCGCGAGGCCGAGAGGCUGAAGGAGCGCGCCCGUGAGAAGGAGCUGCAGGCCUCCAAAGCCAUGGAGAGUCACUACCUGACAGAUCUGCACAGCGUCCGGGGAGCGGCAGAGGACAGAGCCAAGGCCGGCGAGCGGCUGACCCCCAACCGUUCAGAUAAAACCAAAGAGGCCCUGCUGCCCACCCCCAAGCCUGUGCAGCCCCCACUCCACCCAGCCCUGGCCGCCGCCCACCAUGCCAUGCCCAGCCUGCUCUCUGCCCACGGCGCGUACCUGGGGCCGGGUGGGGCGGCACCGGGGGCCCUGGCAGCUGCCAUGAUGCUGCAGCGCGCCAAUGAGGAGGAGCGCUGGCUGGCACGGCAGCGGAAGCUGCGGCAGGAGAAGGAGGACCGCCAGUACCAGGUGUCCGAGUUCCGGCAGCAGCUCCUGGAGCAGCACCUGGACCUAGGCCGGCCCGGCGAGGGGGCAGACCGGCGGGCGGAGGGACACCGGCCCCUUACAAACCACCAUGAGUCAGCCAGCCGCGACAUCCUCUCCCAUCUUGGAGCACCGCCGCCACUCAUAUCGCCCAAGCCCCAACUACGGGACCAUGCCCCGCCCUCGGUCCCGCCCACAACCCUGUGGAACCCCGCCUCCCUCAUCGACACUGCCUCCGAUUCCCGACGCAACCACGAGUCCCUGUGCCUGAGCAACUUCGACCCGAGCCGGCCUCCCCUGUCCCUGAGCAAACCGGAGCCCCCAGAAAAGGCGGACGACGGGGGCAAGAGGAAGGAGGGAGCUGAGAAGGGAGUGUCCAUUAGGGGGCCUGGCAUCCCAGAGUCUGGCACGUUCCUCGCGGAGCUGGAGAGGUCUGCACAGACCUUCCUCAGCCAGCAGAGGGCGCCUCUGUCCCUACACAGCCAGUACGCCGACUUGAGCGGUCCUCAUAAAUCCAGUGGCCCCCCCAGGGGACUUCAGGGGCCUGCCCGGCCUGGGGUCGACCCUAUGCUGGUGUACGACGAGUUCCUGCAGCAGCACCGCCGGCUGGUCAGCAAGCUGGACCUAGAGGAGAGGAAGAGGAGGGAGGCCAAGGAGAAAGGCUACUACUAUGACCUUGACGACUCCUAUGACGAGAGCGAUGAGGAGGAGGUGCGAGCGCAUCUACGUCGGGUAGCGGAGCAGCCCCCCCUCAAGCUGGAUGACUCCUCAGAGAAGCUGGAGUUCCUGCGCAUGUUCAGCCUGACCACGCGCUCCCACCGCGACGAGCUUCUGCAGCAGAAGAGGAGGAAGAGGAGGCGGAUGCUUCGCGAGCGGAGCCACUCCCCCCCGGCGGUGCAGAGCAAGCGGCCGGCUCCGUCCGUGCCCCCCCUCAGCACCCGCUUCACAGCUGAGCAGAUGAACAGCGCCCCCGAGCUGGAAGACAAGAAGAAGUUCCUCACCAUGUUCAGCCUGUCCCAUGUCAACAUCCAGCAGAAGAGAGACAACGAGAAGGUUGCAGAUCUUCUGCACGCAAUAAAACACAAGACGGUGACCCUGGACUCCAUCAGACACACGUCUCAGCCUCUCUGCAAGAGCCCGACGGCCCCACAGCCUGGUCCCACAGCAGACCCGCCCUCCAGCGAAUCUGACAGGCAGCUCAAUGUGGGACCCCUCAGUCCCCUGCCCCCCGAGGCCCCGGCUGAGCAGCGGCGGGUGUCAAGCGACGGUCCACGGGCCAAGGAGCCCCCCCGGCCCCCCCCCCUCGACAAGCCUAAGCCGAGCGAGGGCCCGUCCGCCAAGAAGAACCCCAGCCUCCUGAGCAGCAUCCGGCCCCCCCUCAGCAUGAAGGAUGGCCCCCACAGCCUCAACGGCAAGACCAAGCCGUGGGAGAGCGUCACGGCCGAGGAGUUUGCACAGCAGUUCCACGAGUCCGUGUUACAGUCUACCCAGAAGGCACUGCAGAAGCACAAAGGGACCGUCGCCAUCUUGGCCGAGCCCAGUCACAAACUAGACACCUCGGUGCGCUACAACAUUCCCGAGCUGCAGGGCCCCCCCAGCCGACAGCCCCCUGCUCAGCCCAACGGGCAGCACUGCCCACUGCCGCCUCGCCGGGAAGAGCUGUCUGACGAGGAAGACUCCGGAGAUGAGGAAGAUGAGGAGCAGGAUGAGGAGGUGCAGACUCCACGGUGGCAGGGCAUUGAGGCCAUUUUUGAAGCCUACCAGGAGUAUAUCGAAGAGCAAAGCAUCGAGAGGCAGGUGCUUCAGAGCCAAUGCAGGAGGCUAGAGGCUCAUCACUACAGCCUGAGCCUGACCGCGGAGCAGCUUUCACACAGCAUGGGGGAGCUGAUGGCCCAGAAGCAGAGACUGGCCUCCGAGAGGGAGAAGGUCCAGGCUGAACUGGACCACUUCCGAAAGUGCCUGACACUUCCAUUGGCUCAGGGGUCUAGGGGAUACUUCAAGGGCUACCCCUCCAGGUGACCCGCCCCCCCUGCGCUCCUGACAUCACCCCCUGACCCCGCCCCUGCCACCAUACCCCCCAAUGUAGCUCAAGAGUCUAUUUUUUCACCUGGAUUACUCAGAAAAAAAAAAAGGAAAAAAGUAAAACUCUUCCCUGCGCAAAGGACCCAAGCGACAGCUGGCCGUGAACGUGCCAUGUGCUGAGGGGGGUGCUGGA